AUGACCACUACCAGCCAUUCAUACAUCAUAGCCUUUAAUCAGAACGACACAAGGAACGCCACAUCCCGGCACGAUGUAGACCCACUCCAGACAACUCUUCUGGGCAAACUCCUGCAGCUGUUCUGGCUGGUGCCGUCCUUGGUGCUGAUUCUCAGCCUGAACUGUCUCUUCCUCGUCGCCAUCCUGCGGACCAAGAAGCUAUGGCGGCCGCGAUUCGUCCUUCCCGCCAGUCUCUGCGUCCUGGACAUCGUCCAAGGCAGCCUCUUCAUCCCCAGCUCGGUGGUGAACAUCGUUAUGGGAGGGAACAACAACCCGGCUUGGUUCUGUUGGAUCCAGGCUAGCUACCUCUAUGUUGGCGCCGUGUGUACUCUCUCUACGCUAACGCUGAUGGCGUGGGACCGCUACCAAGCUAUCUGCAACGCACUUCACUACCAAAUGAAGGGUUCUCUGCGAUGCCUUUGUUUAAAGAUUGCGGCCUCCUGGACUUUUUCCGCCCUACUAGGUGUGGUAUACGUCACCAGGUUUUACGGGGAAAUGAAGGCACCCAGCGGCGUUUCUGUGGCGUACCCCUUUUGCACUUUGCUUGAAUUAAGUUUGCUACCAGGUGUAACAACUGACAAACGUUUUACAGCGAUUUCUAUAACUUACGAAACAACCUGCAUUGUAAUGAUCUGCCUUUCGUACGGCAAAGUGUAUCUUGAAACAAAACGACACCAAGGCAGGCACAUAAGGAACUUUGAGUUGCCACACAGACGCACGGACAAUGCAAUAACGUAUAGAGGAAGGAAAAUAAUGUUGAUUACUAAACGGGUAGCACUGUUAGUGUAUAUGACCGUACCUUGCUUCAGCAAUCCAAUCAUCUACGGUUUAAACAGUAAGGACGUGAAACAAGCGGUGGCGAGGAUAUGUGGAAUAAAGGUAAAACGUUGGACGAGAAGAAAUAGAAACAUUUACGAAGUGUCACGACCAAGAGCACUGUAUGAAGGCGAGAACGCUGUCUGGCAUCAUAAAGACGUCCAACCAACUUCCUGA
Messenger RNA from Branchiostoma floridae (Florida lancelet), 1032 nucleotides. RefSeq names its product olfactory receptor 14K1-like. Gene Ontology annotation, molecular function: G protein-coupled receptor activity. Bases 1 to 1032 code for a protein of 343 amino acids. NCBI's taxonomy places the organism in Eukaryota, Metazoa, Chordata, Leptocardii, Amphioxiformes, Branchiostomatidae. The record is from RefSeq and is a predicted model, not a curated record. Gene Ontology annotation, cellular component: membrane. Gene Ontology annotation, biological process: G protein-coupled receptor signaling pathway. The transcript is spliced from 4 exons.